Molecule: messenger RNA, 1338 nt
Organism: Solanum tuberosum (potato)
Lineage: Eukaryota; Viridiplantae; Streptophyta; Magnoliopsida; Solanales; Solanaceae
Exons: 4
Coding region: 1-1338 (445 amino acids)
Source: RefSeq, a predicted model, not a curated record
AUGUUUCACCCUGAGUUGGUAACACAAAUAGAAGCGGAGGUCAACAAGAUCAUCGAAGAUGGAUUUAUCCAAGAAGUGAAGUACCCAUUGUGGAUCUCAAAUAUUGUACAUGUUAAGAAGAAGAAUGGUCAAAUACGUGUCUGUGUUAAUUUUCGAGAUUUGAACAAUGCAUGUCCAAAAGAUGAUUUCCCUCUGCCAAUCAUUGAGCUCAUGGUUGAUGCUACAACUGGGCAUGAAGCUAUGUCAUUUAUGGAUGGUUCUUCUGGAUAUAAUCAAGUCAUAAUGUCUCCAAAACCUGAAGAAUACACUAAAGAUGCUCCUUUCCACUGGGACCAAUCAUGGCAAAAUGCUUUUGAAAGGAUCAAAGGAUACUUGUUGAAUUCACCUGUAUUAGGGGUACCAACUCUUGGAAAGCCGUUAAUACUAUACAUUGCAUCACAAAAGCGAUUACUUGGGGCACUUCUUGCUCAAGAGAAUGAAGCUAAGAAGGAACAAACACUAUACUAUCUGAGUCGGACUUUGAUAGGAGCUGAGUUUAAUUAUAUGCCCAUUGAGAAGAUCUGUGAAGGGGCAAUCCUUGCUAAUUUCCUUGCUGAUCACCCUCUUCCGGGAAAAUGGGAAACUUCAGAUGAGUUUCCUAAUGAAGAUGCAUUUUUUACUGAAGAACUUCUGGAAUGGAUGAUGUUCUUUGAUGGAUCUUUACGUCGAUAUGGUGCAGGGGCAGGAGUCGUGUUGAUAUCCCCAGAAAGACUAAUCUUUCCAUUUUCAUUUGUUCCAGGUGAAACAUGUUCCAAUAACGCCGCAGACCACCAUAUAACUGUUCGAGUGGUUGGAGACAAAGAUUGGAGAAAACCAUUGAUUCAGUAUCUUGAACAUGGAAGGCUGCUUGGGGAUCCACGAAUAAGAGCAGACAUUAAGAGAAGGGCACCACGAUUCAUCUUUCACGAGGGAAUACUGUUAUGUCGUUCUUAUGAGGGACUAUUCUUACAGUGUCUUGACAAAGAAGAAGCUCAACAAAUAAUGGAGGAGGCACAUUCUGGCACAUGUGGAGCACACCAAUCAGGGCCUAAACUUCAUUUUCACAUCAGGAGGAUGGGCUACUAUUGGCUAACAAUGGUGAUUGACUACUUAGAGCAUGCCAAAAAGUGUCAAGCGUGUAAAUUCCAUGCUAAUUACAUCCAUCAAUCUCCAGAGGCUCUACAUCCAACUGUAGCCUCAUGGCCUUUAAAUGCAUGGGGACUUGAUGUUAUUGGACCUCUUCCAAAGUCGUCAAAAGGACAAAUGUAUAUCUUGGCUGCCAGUGCUAUUUCUCUAGAUCGGCUGAACUUGUGCCAUUAA